GUUCCGGUUCGGCGGGCCGCUGCUGGCGGCGCGGCGCCGACGGGGCCGGAGCGAUGCCCGCGCGUAGCCGAGCCGGCUCCCGCCUGCGCUCCGGCUCCCCUGCCCGGGCCCUGCGUCUGCCGCUCGAGACGCUGCUCUCCGCCGACGCGCCGAGGACUCCGGACUCCGACGGCGCCCCGGACGCCGGCUCCGAGCCGGGUCCCGGCAGCUCGGCUCCCACCGCGGAGGCAGUGGCAGAAGAGAUGGCAGGCCCUAGUCAGCUCUGCAUCCGCCGCUGGACCACCAAACAUGUGGCAGUGUGGCUGAAGGAUGAAGGCUUCUUUGAGUAUGUGGACAUUCUGUGCAACAAGCACCGACUCGAUGGAGUCACACUGCUCACACUGACCGAGUAUGACCUUCGAUCUCCUCCUCUGGAAAUCAAAGUCCUAGGAGACAUUAAAAGGUUAAUGCUCUCAGUCAGAAAGUUGCAGAAAAUCCAUAUUGAUGUUUUGGAGGAGAUGGGCUACAACAGUGACAGUCCUAUGAGUCCCAUGACCCCAUUCAUCAGUGCUCUUCAGAGUGCAGACUGGCUCUGUAACGGAGAGCCCACACACGGCUGUGAUGGACCCAUCACUGACUUGAGUUCUGAUCAGUAUCAGUACAUGAACGGCAAAAACAAACACUCUGUUCGAAGACUGGACCCAGAGUACUGGAAGACCAUACUGAGUUGCGUAUAUGUUUUUAUAGUAUUCGGGUUUACAUCUUUCAUUAUGGUCAUUGUUCACGAGCGAGUGCCUGACAUGCAGACCUAUCCACCACUCCCGGAUAUAUUCUUAGACAGUGUUCCCAGGAUCCCGUGGGCCUUCUCCAUGACUGAAGUGUGUGGCAUGAUUCUGUGCUACAUUUGGAUCCUGGUUCUUCUUCUUCACAAGCACAGGUCGAUCCUUCUGCGCAGGCUCUGCAGUCUGAUGGGCACUGUGUUCCUGCUCCGCUGCUUCACCAUGUUCGUGACCUCCCUCUCCGUGCCAGGACAGCACCUGCAGUGCACUGGGAAGAUAUAUGGAAGUGUGUGGGAGAAACUACACCGAGCGUUUGCCAUUUGGAGUGGCUUUGGUAUGACCCUGACUGGUGUCCACACUUGCGGAGAUUACAUGUUCAGUGGCCACACAGUUGUUCUAACCAUGCUGAAUUUCUUUGUCACAGAGUACACGCCGAGAAGCUGGAAUUUCUUGCACACGCUCUCCUGGGUUCUCAACCUCUUUGGGAUCUUCUUCAUCUUGGCUGCCCAUGAGCAUUACUCCAUUGAUGUCUUUAUUGCCUUUUAUAUCACAACGAGACUCUUUUUGUACUACCAUACUCUGGCCAAUACCAGAGCCUAUCACCAGAGCAGGAGAGCGAGAAUCUGGUUUCCUAUGUUCUCUUUCUUUGAAUGCAAUGUUAAUGGCACAGUACCUAAUGAAUAUUGUUGGCCAUUUUCUAAACCAGCAAUAAUGAAAAGACUAAUUGGUUGAAGAUUAUCAUUGUAAUGAGUUUGUUAAAUAUACAGUAGUUACGGAAUGAAAAUGAAUAACUUUGCUUUGUCCCCAGGUUGUUCCUGGAUAUGUUGCAUUUUGACAUAUAUGUUGACAGGUUUUCUGUUCUGAGCAAGGCUGUGACUAUAAAACUCAAGAAAGAGCAACCAAGACUCCUUGCCUGGCAGCUUGAACAGAGCUCCAGGAGAGAUUUCCUUCACUGUAGGUGUGAUGGGUGAUGUCCAGCCAUUUCCUGUGCAUGUUGAGUGUUUGCUUUCUGAACUCAAGCACAUUGGCUUGGGCUGGUUGAUGGAUUUCCAGUAGGACUCAAGUCAAGAGAUCUUUUUUGAAGCUGUUUUUCCCCCCUACCGAGUGAGCUGUUCUCACUUGUUCAUUGAACUAACCUGUGUCUGUGUGGGAAGUGACUGUCUUACUGGUAAACCUUUGAACCAUUUCUAAGAAAAACAUAUUGAACACAGCAGCUUUCAUCAAACAAGUAGAGACUGGGAGGACCACCUGUCAGGUGUCACUGACCUUCCCACUAAAGCAUUUCACCAUAGGUGCAGUUCCUGUUUUGUUUUGAAGCUUCAGUGUGAAUAAUAGUAAGGAUUUUUGAGGGAAAACGGCUGUGUUCAUAAUAACAGUGUCGUCUGAGUGCUGUAAGUAUUGGAAUAAAUUUGUGUUGCAACAGUUAGUUAGGCAGAUGAUAGCCAAUAUAAUGUUUUUUAUUGAUGUGAUUUAGUGAGACAAAUAAGAGCGUUUUACCAGAUGUUAAAGUUCUCAUGUCAGUAAAUAAGUAAAUGUGCAUGCAAUGAAAAAACAAAUCUACAGAUUGUAGACAUAGUGUUAACUCUUUGGGGUGUUUGUUUUGUUUUUUCUUGAAAGUUCUCAUUCUUGGCCAUUGAAAGUAAGCAGUCAGACAUACUUGGACACAAAAAGCUUGUUGCUGUUUUUAAAAAAAUAAUUGUGUAUAUACAUUCUUUCUGUAGUCUUAAUUUGGCCGUCAAGAACUAAAAUAAAUUAGCUGCUGUUUACAUAGAAAAUUACCAUCAGUAAUUAAUUUCACCUGUCGGAUAAUUUGUUACUUAUUCUUUACCUUAGCCUGGUUAUAGAAUUGGAAAUUGACCUUCAGCUUAAACAAGUAGAAUGCUAAUUGUGUAGUUUUUACAUUCCAUUUUAAAACAAGGACUUGGAAGAGAGGUUCUGGCAUACUGAGGUCACAGUUCAACCACAGCAGAAACUUGGUCUUCUCAGUUUGGGUGAAAUGCUCAUUAUUGCAGUUGGAGUCAUAGUCCCACCCUCCCUGACGCUACCCCAGUGAAAUUAGGAAAGGGAGAUUAGGCAAGCAGGUUUCAGCCCAUGCUUUAAACCUGAGUCUGCUGGAAACAUCACUUGUUUAUCACCUGAGAGAUGAUGUGAGCAACUCAAGUUUGAUCGUGUCUUUAAAUCUUAUACUUCAGAAUCUUAUAGCAUUUUAAAUUGUUGGUUCUGUUACAAACCAGGAUCAAAAAUGCCAAUAUCUCAUGUAAAGAAAUUGCAUAAUCAUGGAGGCCAUGACCACCCCUCCUCUUACACCCCCACCCCUGACAUAGCAGGACCCAAUUUACCUAGGGGGAAACUAGUGUUGACUUUUGGGAGACUGUUCCAAAACCAUGUGUCAACAUUAACUUUAAAAUGUUCACUACAUUAAUGGUAAAUGUAUUAACAUCAGGCUUCUCUCCUCCAUGUGGAUUCUAUCGUAGAUCAAAACAGGAAAGUAAAUGCCGCUAGCUUUUUGGCACUGUUGGUGGCAAGUGCCUAGCAGCAGCCUGCAGUGGGGAUUGUGAGUGGGAAUUGUGAGUGGCCUUGAAGUUACUCCCAUUUUUUUUAGAGGAAAAGGUAAGCUAGAUUAUAAUGUAUUACCUAUUGUGGGACCUCGUUUACAUGAGUUAAUCAUCAUCAGAGACAAAAUUAUUUUUCAGGUUUUGACACUGUACCUUUCCUCUUGUUGAAAUCUUAACUUUGGUGAAGAUAGAAUUUAUGUUUACAUUUUGGGCUUGAUGUGGAUGGGGGGAGAGGCAGGCCCAUGCUUUUGAACCUUGUAUUUGAUUCUGCAGUUGUACAAGGCUUUCACCCUUGACAGCUUACUACAGGAAGGAAGGAAGGAAGGAAGGAAGGAAGGAAGGAAGGAAGGAAGGAAGGAAGGAAGGAAGGAAGGAAGGAAGGAAGAAGGAAGGGCUCGAGUUAUGGGAUGCAGAGCAGGGUUCUGUGUGAAGUCCUGGUUUCUGAAUGGCCUGUGUUCUAGGAACAGGGUUGUUCCCCUCCCUGUGGUGCUCGACCUGGGGCUGUGUGUGUGCCAGGCGAGUGAGUGCUCUGCUCUUGAAGCUGGUAGGACAGGAAGGAGGUUUUAAGGAAGAUUAGCUUGCACAUGUCACCACAUACUCUGGCAGAGACCUUUUUUUGUCUGUUGCAGUUCCCAGUGAGGCUAUCCUCCAGUUCCCUCUGAGCAGAAUUGCUGUGGCAAAAGUACUCUAUGCUUUUAAAGUCUUCCAAGCCAAGAAAAACCACUGCCAGGAGCAUGGCAUUGACACUGUGAGGGGUGAUGGCCCUGCCCUAGCUGCCUGUGUUGUGACUGAGAAUUCGCAAAAAUCUGUGGUGUAUACGUGGAGAACAGAGGAGUGAAAUAAAUCCCUUUAUAACAGAGAAGAAGCUGUCUGUUUUAGGAACAUUUGUGCAAAACCCUUUGUUGUUGUUGUUUUUGUUUGUUUGUCUGUUUUUUUGUUUUUGUUUUUUGUUUUCAGGAAGGGUUUCUCUGUGUAGCCUGGGCUGUCCUGGAAUUCAGUCUGUAGAUCAGGGUAGCCUUGAACUCAGGGAUCCACCUGUCUUUGCCUCCCAUACUGGGAUUAAAUUCAAAUUCAUGACAAAAACCUGUUUUGUUUUUAUUCAGCAAGAAGCAGUUUUAUCACUUAAAGAUUCUAGACCCACAAUGCCUAAGGAUGCAUUCUUAGACUCUCUGAUUUAAUACACUUGCUGAUUUGAUAGUCUUGUAGACAGAGAGAGAGCCUAUAAUGAAAACAGUGAUGGUCUAGUCAGCCACCUGUCAGUUCUUUAUGGUCUCAGACUUUGGAGACAGAAAAUUCUUUAGAAUAGUUUACUUGCUUUUCUUCAUACAGUGAAAGCCACCAAAGCAUGUCAGUUUUAAUGACAACUUUACAUGACAGUUUUGACAGUUGAUGUUUAUUCAGAAGAGAGCUUGGCCUCAUUCGCCCCUAUGCCUCCACAGCUGGGGACUGUUAGAUCCCUUUGAAGCUCAGACAGCUUCGGCUGACCCAUGGGAAGAGAGGGAUCUGUUUGUUUCUUCUCUUUGUGAAUAGCUUUACAUGAAUAAACUCCUGUAGAAGGAAGUGUCGGUUUGUCAAGUCAGUGGCACUAAUUUCUCAAAACAAUGUGAUGAUUAUUGUAUCAAACUCAGUACAAAUGUCCAUGAACUCUAAACUGUUUCUCCAGCUACAUUAAGUAGUUUUUGAGACACAUUUACUGUAUGUUAAUCAAAGGACUCUUUAUUCUGUGUAUUUCUUGUCUUGGCAUAAGGAAGCUUUGUGCUUUGACAGGAGAAGGAAUGUUAUGGAGUUGUUGUUUUUUUUGUUUUUCAUUGUUAUUUCACAUCUCUUUUAAUCUGAACUACUGGAUUUUCUGAAAAACUAAACAGCCUGCUAUUAACAUCUUUAAAAUGUUUAAUUUUAAUAGUUUUUCAUUUGAAGAAUUCAUGGGUUAGGGUUAGAACAAUGAAAUGUUUCUGAUACGAACAAAGGAACUUUGGUACUCAGAAGAGAAGCAGUUUGCUGGGCUAAGCCAGGCCUGUUUAGUUUGGGGAUUCUACCUAAAGGUCUCCCUGUCCACAGAGAAACUAGUGUUACUUGAAGAUAUGAAAGUUCCUGUGGUAGCCAUACCUUGAAGCACAGUGUUGUAUAUAAGUAAAUACCUGAUUCUAAAUUAAAUCCAGAUUUAACUAAUAUAUUAUUUUGUAUCUUUGUUGUAUUAAAAUGUUUUAAAACACUAAAAAUAAAACAUUUGAAAGUUGA
Mesocricetus auratus (golden hamster) is the source of this 5551-nucleotide messenger RNA. It is a transcript of the gene Samd8, whose product is annotated as sterile alpha motif domain containing 8. Gene Ontology annotation, biological process: ceramide biosynthetic process. The transcript has 6 exons. Gene Ontology annotation, molecular function: ceramide cholinephosphotransferase activity; protein binding; sphingomyelin synthase activity. The record is from RefSeq and is a predicted model, not a curated record. NCBI's taxonomy places the organism in Eukaryota, Metazoa, Chordata, Mammalia, Rodentia, Cricetidae. Gene Ontology annotation, cellular component: Golgi membrane; endoplasmic reticulum membrane. The coding region runs from base 54 to 1490 and encodes 478 amino acids.